This is a messenger RNA of Medicago truncatula (barrel medic), 2498 nucleotides long. RefSeq names its product transmembrane protein 209. Bases 118 to 2157 code for a protein of 679 amino acids. Gene Ontology annotation, cellular component: membrane. NCBI's taxonomy places the organism in Eukaryota, Viridiplantae, Streptophyta, Magnoliopsida, Fabales, Fabaceae. The record is from RefSeq and is a predicted model, not a curated record. The transcript is spliced from 7 exons.
UACACUACUACAGUGAACAGAACUGGGUGGGUAGCUUAGCCAAUAUAUCAUGGUUUGAACUUCGAGCUUGAAAUAUAAACCUCAAACCUCAUUGCAAAAACCCUAGCGAGCGAAACCAUGGCUUCUUCUUCUUCACCUCCACAAUCCAAAUCCAAAUUCUCCGUCUACCAAAACCCUAAUCUCUCCGCAGUCCUCACCUCCAACAGUCUUCAACCUUCCAAUCACACUCUCAUCUCCAUCCUCUCCUUCUUCUCCGCUUCUGCUUUCGCCUUUCUCGCCAUUAUCCUCAGGGAAAAUGGGUUUGUUGAUAUCUUCAAAUUUCAAUGGGUUUCCUCUUAUACAGCUUAUUGGGUUGUCAAGACACUGCAAAUUUUGCUGGGGAUCGUCUGCAUUGGAACUAUGUUGGCACUCUUCAAAGUUGUGUUUUUACGUAAAACUAGAUAUGGUGGAGGCGUUGUUGCUCCUAUGGUUGCGUCGAGUUCUAAUAAAGUUGAUAAGAAUCAAAUGUGUCUUACUAAGCAUCAGUUAGAGCUUUUAGGAGUGAAGCCGAAGGUUGAUUUGGUACAACCGGAGUCAUUGAAGAAGCCGCCAAAGUCUAAACCGCAACCAGGUUCUUCUGAAUUACUUGUUCCACUUCAUCAGCCGCUUUCAAGCCCUAGUCGUCGUGUUGAUGGUGAUGGUUCGAAUUUGAAUAGGAGUGCUUCCGGUCGUUCUAUUGGCAACUUGUCGAGGUCGCCUGGUUCUGCGACUUUUUAUCUUUCUCCCGGAGUAGUAUCACCUGCACAGAGUACAGCAGGACGGGAAUCGGUAGUUUCAAGUCCUUGGUCUAAUAGGAGGGCAUCUUCUGCAAAUAAGAUAACAUCAGAGGAAGAGCUGGAACAGUUUUUAGCUGAAGUAGACGAAAGAAUAAGUGAAUCUGCAGGGAAGCUGUCUACUCCACCACCUUCGGUUCCUGGUUUUGGAAUAGCAAGCCCUAGUACAGUUACAGGAUCGGCUAGUAACUCUGGAAUUAAAAGACAUACACCAUUGAGGCCUGUGAGGAUGUCUCCAGGCUCCCAAAAGUUUAAGACUCCCCCUAAGAAGGGAGAAGGUGGUGACCUUCCUCCACCUAUGUCCAUGGAAGAAGCAGUUGAAGCUUUUGACCAUUUGGGUGUCUAUCCUCAAAUUGAGCAGUGGUGUGAUGGACUAAGACAAUGGUUCUCUUCAGUUUUGCUUAAUCCUUUGCUUCACAAGAUUGAAACAAGUCAUGUUCAGGUUAUGAACACAGCUGCCAAACUUGGUAUAUCAAUUACAGUCAAUCAAGUGGGCAAUGAUACGCUGUCUACAGGAACCCCCUCUACAAGUUCAUCCAUUGAUAAGACUCAAGACUGGCAACCAUCAGUUACCCUUAGCGAAGAUGGAUUGCUUCAUCAGUUGCAUUCUACUCUUGUGCAGGCCAUAGAGGCUUCCAAAUCCAACUCGUUUGUACCUAAUAUGCAACAGUCCCCACAGCAGGGUCCUUUAGUUCCUGUCAUGCAGGACUGUGUCGAUGCUAUCAUUGAACACCAAAGACUUCAGGCCUUGGUUAAAGGGGAGUGGGUCAAAGGUUUGCUACCUCAAAGCAGUGUUCGAGCUGAUUACACUGUGCAAAGGAUCCGAGAGCUUGCAGAAGGAACCUGCUUGAAGAAUUAUGAGUAUCUUGGUAGCGGGGAAGUUUAUGAUAAAAAGAAUAAGAAGUGGACACUUGAGCUGCCAUCAGAUUCUCACUUGCUCUUGUAUCUGUUUUGUGCUUUCCUAGAACAUCCAAAGUGGAUGCUACAUGUGGAUGCAACGUCUUAUGCUGGAGCUCAGUCUAGCAAAAACCCCUUAUUCUUGGGAGUCCUUCCUCCAAAGGAUAGGUUUCCAGAGAAAUACAUCUCCGUAGUGUCUUCAGUCCCUUCUGUGCUGCAUCCAGGAGCAUGUAUACUAGUUGUUGGAAAGCAGGGUCCCCCAAUUUUUGCCUUGUACUGGGAUAAGAAGCUGCAGCUUUCUCUUCAGGGAAGAACAGCACUUUGGGAUUCCAUCUUGAUUCUGUGUCAUAAGAUUAAAGUUGGGUAUGGAGGUAUCGUUAGGGGUAUGCAUCUAGGUGCUUCAGCUUUAAGCAUUCUACCUGUUAUGGAGACAGAAUCUGAAGAUUGAGACGUGUAUAGUUAACAAACUAUAACCCUUCCGCUAACAUUCGACAUGACGGCUCAAACUAAAGCAGUAAAUCACAUUUCUCAGAGUCAUGCUUUGAAGCAAGAACUUGCUGGAGGCGAAUUCGACAAUUGCAAGUUGAUAGAAUUGUAUCAUCUCGGUUGAAGUUAUCAUGUAAUGUUUCUGGAGGCCGUCACAAUGUCCGGCGUGAUAAUCUGGGUUCUUGUACUUUGUCAAAUAUCUAAUUCAGAUCGAUCAUGACCUAAUUUGUACUAGAAAAAACAAAUUUAAAUAGCUCACAGACACCCAUCAGACCUUUUUCGUAUAAUAGAUUUUGAAACAUA